AGCUCUGUAACCUGACUGAACGCUGACAGCCUGGACUUCUCUCAGCGCCCGCAGACGGACGACACAGCGCCGAUCUUAAGAGCAGAAGAGCGACAAAGCAGUGUGUGUGCGUGUGUGUGUGUCGUCCUUUGGUGAUUGGCUGAACCGUGACCGCUCUGCCCACAGCGUGCCGCUCACGGAGCUGCGCGCACAUAUAUUGAGUGCAGAGAGUUGAGGCAGUCCAGUUUUCCAACCCGCCGGUACCCCCGAGGGCACACGCGGACGAGGAAGUCUCGGAACAGCUUCAGUAUCACUUAAUGAAAGCAGAGUCCAUGGCUGCUCCCUCACACAGCAGCUGCCUGUGGGUGAUGGUCCUGGGCGCUUGUGUGUCCCUCGUGGUCGGAGCAGACUGCGGGAAGGAGUGUGCGCUUUGCGUGUACCGUCUGCUGGGACAACAGUCAGGUUUCUCGUCCCUGACAUGCUCUCCAGAGUGUGACGGUGGGUUGGAUAGCCAAAAGCUGCGCAUGUGCCAAGACAUACUGUUGGAAGAGGAAAGCCGCCUUCCGGUGGAUACUGAUCCCCAUGAACAGCAGCUGCAGGAAGCAGUAGGUACCCUGAGCACCGAUGAUGAGUUUGCAAGAUCACUGGAACACCAAAUGGCCAAGAAGUAUGGUGGCUUCAUGAAACGCUAUGGUGGUUUCAUGUCUCGCCGUUCAUCCUCUACAGAGGGGCCACUAGGGGAUGCCAGAAACCAGAAUGAUGAAGAAAACAUUCGCCUGGAGAUCCUAAAGAUCCUCAAUGCAGCAACUGAGAGUGACAGUGACGGGGGUGGUCAGGGAGGUGAGACAGUGAAGAGGUAUGGAGGUUUCAUGCGUCGGGCUGAAGGGGGGGUUGCAAAGGGUGACCUGCUCGAGGCAGUGUUAGGCCGAGGGCUCAAGAAGCGCUACGGAGGGUUCAUGAGGCGUGUGGGUAGGCCUGAGUGGCUGGUGGACAGCAAGGAUGGAGGACAGAUGAAACGGGCUUCGGAGAACGGCGGUGAGCUGCAGAAGAGGUAUGGUGGGUUCAUGGACUAGGACACGACAGCUAUGACACCUCAGUCCCUCCAUCCAUCCAGCCGUCAUUUAUCAACUAUUGUCUGAACUUUUUGGUGAUUGUGUCAGCUGCCUGCCCACCUAUAUUAAAUUAUAUUGCAUCUUCUUGUGUAUAAUGUGCUGAUCUUUGGUUUAAUUGGUCCUAUGAUGAUUAAAAGAAAAAAAAUAUAAACAUGUACCAUUCAGAUGUAUACAAAU
Molecule: messenger RNA, 1268 nt
Organism: Archocentrus centrarchus (flier cichlid)
Lineage: Eukaryota; Metazoa; Chordata; Actinopteri; Cichliformes; Cichlidae
Product: proenkephalin-A-like
Exons: 3
Coding region: 297-1052 (251 amino acids)
Biological process (GO): sensory perception; chemical synaptic transmission; neuropeptide signaling pathway
Cellular component (GO): dendrite; plasma membrane; axon terminus
Molecular function (GO): opioid receptor binding
Source: RefSeq, a predicted model, not a curated record